ACAACAGCCUCUCACAGGGACUUAGCAGCAUAGUUUGCUCUAAAGUGCUGACUAAUUCCCACUAAAUACAGCGCUCUUUUUUAAUUAAGAGAUCACUCAAAACAUCACGCCAGUUUAAGUUAAAUUACAGCACAGAAAAAACGUACAGAAGAUAUUUUCUACGUGUCGCUAAAACAUUAUCAGGCCGCAGUGACAAGCUAACUAUGCGUUACUAGCGGUCGGUGCAGCAAUUGUGCAUACAGUAUUUGGUUUAAAAAUAAAUUACACGAUAUUUUUAUCAUCAGCGCACCGAAAACGGCAACAUGCUAAGUUGACUUUGAGGUUGAUAUCAGCUUGACAUCUCAGGAAUCUGCUAUUAUGUUAAAGCUGCAGGCAAACAUCUCUCAGUGAGAGAGCAGGACAAAAAGGAUGAUCUCGAAGAUUUAACCAAGCACUGACAAACAUGCCUCAGCGGAAGAGAGCCCUUGUUCCCAUUAAUACGAGGAGAAGGGCUAAAGCAGACGAUGAUUACUUCCCUUUCAACUCCCUGCCGGUGGAAUGUCAGCUCCACGUCCUCUCGUUCCUCAGCGAGGUGGACAAAUGCAACUCUGCCCUUGUGUGCUCGAGCUGGAGUUGCUUAGUGCGCUCUGGAAAGCUCUGGAGAGUUGCGGACUACUCUCGCCGUGGGGUGUUUCAUCUGGGCCAAGAGGGUCUGCUCGUAUCCAACCGUGAGUUUGAGCGCUGGAAAUCUUGGGUUCACCAUUACACCCAUCAUCUUAUAUCCCGUGGUGCUAGUUUGCUUACUCUCAAGGCCAGUUUUGAUCUAGGUGACCAGUGCAAUAAAUGGGGUGAACUUCUGUCACACCUUCUAGAGAACGUGCAUUGUCGGGAUCUCAGUCAUUUAGACCUGAACUGGACGUUUACGCUCCUGGAGCCUCUUGACCUUCGCGUCCACACCAGUUCUAGUUCCCAUCAAGACAACAUCACCAAGAUGGACCAGGUCAAUAACUUCCAGAUCCUCCUGGCCAGACUCGUCCACAGCUGUCCCAGGAUCACCAAAAUGCGCUUGCACUUCGACUGGUCCGAAACAUCAGUUGCGCUCAUCACUCAGUUUCAACACCUUCGUAUAUUAGAACUCAAGUACUUUUGGGUGUUCAAAGGAGUCAGUCCGAACACACUCCAGACGCUGACCAAAUCUCUCCCUAAUCUGAAGUCCCUCACGCUGCAUGUUCUUGUACCACUUCGAAAUUUAGGCAUCUCGUACACUCUCGAAUCGCUUUCGCUCGAGUUUUUAGAUGUGUCGCCUAGUCGAGGGUUGGUUUUUUCAAGACUGAACCUUCCAGCGCUACGAGAGCUGCGGGCUAAAAAGAUUGUUCGGGGCAUUACUCUGGACCGGCGGACUCGACUGCGGAUACAGAGCCGAUGGCCCUGCUUGUAUCAGGUCUUACGCGAAGGGACGCCCAAACUUCAAGCCCUUAACAAUGAAAGACUCCUUCCGAACUGGAAAGAGCAAAGCUACAGGGAGCUGACGUCAAUCCUCCAGCAGUCCUGCUACUGUCUUCAGCAUUUAGACAGUUGGCUUUGGUGAGGCUCAGACUGAAGUAAUGAAAGGCUCCAAAUGAUGGCCUGAAGGGACACGGCUGCUUCUUGAUGAAAAACAUUUGAUGGACGAGAAAAAAAACACAUUUCUGAUCCUCUCUAAUUACAAAUAGCUGUAAUUGAAUUAUACAUCAGCCCUUUGGUUGAAUAUAAUUGGAUUAAAUUUCAAUACACAUCCGUUUUCUUACCCGUUCAGUGAGUUUUGGCUCAUUUUGUCUUGCGGAGGUUUACAUUCCUGGCUGAAGUGUGUGCAUUUUUUAGGAGCUUAUAGGUGAAUUCAGGAAAAUUGUUCUGUUGUGCAAAUUGAAGGAUAAAGCGGAUUGCAGAAGCAGAGUGUGGGUCAUUUUGACAAGAGCUCUUAAUUCCUUAAAACAUUUCAGUUCUUGUGUGUUUUGGUGGGACGUAUUAAAAAGAAACAGAGGUUUUGCCUUAUUUAUGUGUGUUUUUGUCCCCCAAAUUUGUUUUAUUUCAGAGUUUUCAGCUAACCGUGACCAAACCGUGGACAUUCCUGAUAAUCUGUAGCAAACUUUUAAACUUACUUUCAUAAACUGGAAUUGUAAUAGAAGGAUUUUAUUAUUUUUCAACCUUUAGGCUUGAGUAUUUUAAGGAUUUUCACAUAUGUGAGAAUGUAUUUUGUUGCAGGUGUGUAUCCACAUUUAGGGCUGAUCAUUUACAUUCAGUUAAACAGUCAUUAAAGCGUGAGUUCACACAAAAAUUCAAAUUAUGUCAUCAUUUAUUCUUCCUCAUGUGCGUUUAAACAUUUGAGUUUCUUUCUUUUGUUGAACACUCUUCAAGUAUUCUUUCUAUUUUUGAAGGGUGCUGAAGAAGUACCAUGAAAGUUAAUGGUUUUUCAACAGAUUAUGAACUAGUUAGGAUAUGAUGGCAGAAUUAAAAGUUUUGGGUGAACUAUCCCGUUAAAUUUAGGGCCUUUUUUAAGUAAUAACUUUCACUUAUAGGAAAUUCUUUCAAUUAUGAGACAUCAGCUGACAAAUGAAUAAGCAUACAUAAGCAUCAGUGUAAAUCUACCUUUAAAACAGUGUGCCUUGAAUGAUAGCUUUUUUAUUUUAUGAAAUGACAAUAUUGCCUGAAAAAAACAAUAGACUGUGUCUUAAUUUGUUUGUGAAUUUAUCAUGUGCAUAUGAGUUACUUUGUUUUGUUUCUUAGCAAUUAAUUUCCUUGUAAACAACUUGAUGGAUGAAAAGUGAUUUGUGUGCAGUACCUCAUGCUUGUCCACAUGAUGGCAACAAACCAUUUUAUUUUCUAGCUGUGCUGUUUUUUUUCUUCUUGCCACUCUUAAAACAACAGUCUGCAGUGGUGCUGUGAUGAAAUAAUAAUAAAAAAGAUACAAAUUGUUGAGAAAUACAUUAGUGCAGUGAUUAAUGAAUUCUGUGCACUGGCUGGAAUUGAUACAGCUACAAUAAACUGAAUUGAUUUUACUAUA
Molecule: messenger RNA, 3019 nt
Organism: Danio aesculapii
Lineage: Eukaryota; Metazoa; Chordata; Actinopteri; Cypriniformes; Danionidae
Exons: 2
Coding region: 443-1567 (374 amino acids)
Biological process (GO): protein polyubiquitination; SCF-dependent proteasomal ubiquitin-dependent protein catabolic process
Cellular component (GO): SCF ubiquitin ligase complex
Molecular function (GO): protein binding
Source: RefSeq, a predicted model, not a curated record